This is a messenger RNA of Neoarthrinium moseri, 768 nucleotides long. RefSeq lists its product as uncharacterized. Lineage: Eukaryota; Fungi; Ascomycota; Sordariomycetes; Amphisphaeriales; Apiosporaceae. Bases 1 to 768 code for a protein of 255 amino acids. The transcript has 2 exons. The record is from RefSeq and is a predicted model, not a curated record.
AUGGCGCUGUCCCUGUUACUGGCGCUCAACACAGCUCCCGCACUCUUGGGAACGCAAGAAGGCAUACGGCAGAGUCAAUCCAAGAAUCGUCGAGAAGAACAUCGUGCUCGACGAUGUAAUCUGGUAGUCACAUGCUCGGCUCUGUCAACUCGGAGCCUCGAACUCAAUAAUCGUCUGGUAAUCCUCCGGAACUCCAAGUUAUAUAUCGGAACUGGUACUGCACCACAAGAUUUCCCUGAUACGAUACCAUCCGUUAUAGGGCAUCCAUUCUGUGGGUAUUUCUUGCCUUAUCCGGACUCCAAUUAUGAAGGAGUAGUCAGCACGAUCACGGACGUCGCGCCAAUAUUGAACUGGAUCUAUGUCGAUAAAAACACGUAUGAAGUCAAGUAUGGUGUCCGAGACUUCGCUCAGCCAAAUCUCACCGGACCUUUCGACUGCACGCGGGAGGACAGGCGAAUGACCUUCGAAGGCUGGGAAGGCUUCGUGGUUGUUGAAGAGGCCCCCUACGUAUGGGCACUAUACUUCGAUCGAGACGACGAUGGCUUGAAGAGCAAAUUACCUCCAAGGACUAGGAUCCUAGAGGUUGAGCUGUCGAGGAGAGAGCAGAGGGUUGGCAAGCCAGUUGGACACGAACCUCAAACAUUAGACGAGAAGAUGCAACAGCAAAAACAGCAGGACGAAGAGACUCCACAACAGCCUCCAGAUGCAACACAAACUGCCGAUAAGAUGGAACAACAGAAGCAGGAUGAAGAGGGAAAACCAUCGUAA